GAUUGGAACUAGAACAACAAACUCAACAAACUCUGCCUCGGCCACAACACGAACAAAGUUUGGCUAUACCCAAACGGAAAGAUCGUUCUUCAAUCAUGGUUCUUGAGAAGAUGUGGGCUAGUGAACUUCAAUCUCUUUUCAAACAUGUCGAAGGGGCCUCCAAGUUCAUCCAACCUAUACCUGGUCGUCAUGUCCUUGCUGAAAGUGGAAGAUGGCAAGAGGUUAACGUAGGUACGUGGAAACCAAACAAUUUAACUCACAUAUUUGUAUUGAAUGAUCUUUUGUUAAUUGCAAACAAGAAAGCUUCAAAUAAGCCAAGUUCUACCCCUUCUGACAUAAAGAAAUCGAAGUCAGGAAGAUUGCAAGCAAUUAAUUGUUGGCCCUUGACUCAAGUAUCCCUUUCCGAGAUUAAACCACCUGCAAAUGUUCAAACCGAUGGCUCCAAAGUAUACCUCAUCAAUGCCAAAUCCAAAUCGUUCAGUUUUGUCUAUCAAACCGACAGAUAUGAUCAUUUUCUCAAGAUUGUUGAUCUGUUCAAUAAAGGACGUAACGAAAUGGUUCAAAAGGAAAGAUUGAACAAGACAUCUCCCGCAUUCUCUCCAUUGAUGACUGGAGAUACCAGAGAUGAGAAACGACAAUUGCGAGAAUCCCUUCGAAGUUCCGGUAAUUACGAAGGUAUCCUUGAUGAAAAGAGAAUGAGUACUCCAAGCAAUCGAAACUCGCGCGAUUUUGUCCUUCAUGAUAUUUCUGCUCGAGUUCAUUCAAGAAAUAGAUCGCAUGAUUUUACAACUGUGAUGAAUGAUAAGGAUGGGUCCUUUUUCAAUGAAAUCAAGACUUUGGAAGAUCGGUUGGACGAUGUUGAUGUAGAAUUGUCCCACAAUCAAUAUGCUGCUGCCGUGGGACUUAUUUGUCAUAUUGAAACCAAAUUGAAAUCAAUAGAAUCUUCAUUGACCCAGCAAAAGUCAACCAAAGAAGUACAAGAUGAAUUCUUCCUUCUUGAAAUUUCGAAAUUGAAAAUCAACAAUAGAAAGGAAAAUGUUCAAAAUUCGUUACAAUUCAACCUUACUAACAACAUAUCUAAAUUAACCCCUGAAGAAAUUGAAUCGAUAUUAGUAUACUAUGAUAGUUUUGGACAUUUGACUGAAGGUAUCAAGACUUACCUUGAUGCUGUAUCUUUAUAUUUGGCAGCCACUGCUUCUCGUUUAAUUGUGGGAUUACAAGGCUCGACCAAGAUUGACGUGGUUAAUUAUCUUUCCAACUUGGUGGUUAUCAAUGUGGCUAUUGUCACGAGAACAAUCAAGACCUAUAACAACAAGAUAGUGCCUAUUUUGAGCCAACAUGAUGAUGUCGAUUCCAGUGAAUUGAUUAAUUGGUGUGUUGAGGAAAUUACUAAACUUUCCAAACAAAUCAACAAGAAUCUUUAUGGAACUUUGUUAACUUCAGCCGAAGUGGAGGUUGAAACCAAUCAAACGAUAUACAAGAUCAAGGAUGAAAAGCUAUACAGUGAGUUUAUCAAUUUAAUGAUUCCUCAAUUGAACGAACUAAAAAAGAAUGGUAUAAACGUGGACUACAUUUUCGACCCAAUACUAUCGUUGUAAUGAUGUAUUAAAUAAAUAAGAUAACCUAUAAUUUAUCGUAAUAUUUCCCAAUGUCGUAAUGUUCCCUAAAAUAAUCACCUCUUCUUUUUAAAUAGAUCAAAAUUAGCGAACUUACCACGAUGAUCCCUGUAAGUAUCGAAAACAAAACUCCUGGACCAAGAGCACGCAAUAAAGGUUCCACAAUGAAUGUAGCUACUGCUGCCAAGAUCAUUCUGAUUAAAUUGUUCAAUGCUACUCCGGUAGCACCUUUACCUGGCAAUGUAUCGACCAAAUAAGUAACGGUGGCUCCAAUAACCAACAUGGUGGAGAACCCAAACAAGGCAGUACCAAUCAAAGGAACAACCCAGAAUACACCUUUAUCCAAGGCCCAUCCAAAGAUUAUACAUGCCAUAGGGUAUAAUGCCAUGGCAAGAACAAUAUUCCAGGAGAUACGUGAUUCAGGAACAGUAGCCCCAUUAUGGGUCAUUUGGUACUUUUUAAACAAAUAAUCGUUCCAUCUUCCUCCCACGAGUGAAGCAAUGACAUAAGUUACGGAAUUCGGAAUAUAAAGAAGACCAAUAAUGAUUGGAUGGAAGUUGUAUGGUGGACGAGCAAAGUUAUAUGUGAUUGUCAUGUUGAAAAAGUAAAGAAUAGCGAACGUGAUGGCGGAGAAUGCAACGACAAGGGCAACGGGUGGAUAUUGAAGAAGGACAAUUGAAUGCAUGGGACGAAUUGUAAGAUCGUACAACGUGGUUUUCCAUUGACCCUUAUGUGGAGAAGUAGCAUUGGUUAUAGCUCGAGAAAGUUCCUCUUCUAAUCUUUCCUUUUGGGACCGAUGGGUUGCUACUGAUUUGUUGGUGUUGAUUCGAGAAAUGGUGGGCAUCACAGGAUCAACAACUGGUCCUUCUUCUUCUUCACUUUCUUCAAAUUCUUGGGAUAGUUGACUAAAUGCAGAACGUACACUAGGAUUACUCAUUACUCGUUCCAAUGCCGUUUCUUCUGAGCCAGUAUUACUUUCAUCUGCCAAUAUCAAGUCUUUAUUUUCUCUUAACAAAUCCCUAAUUGCUUGUAAAUUUUCUGAUUUCCGAAGUGUUUCAGGCAAUAAGAACAUUAUAGAACAAAAGUUACAUCCUGAAAAUAUAACCAAUAACCAUUGAGUUGCUCUCCAACCCCAUGCUUGUGCGACAAUACCACCUAAGAUAGGAGCAAGGAAUGGUCCCAUAAGCGGACCGAGAUAAUACCAACCCAUAGCAACCCCUCUUUCCUGGGGGAUAAACAAGUCAGCAAUUGUACCUGCACCUACAGCCUGAACACUAGCAGAACAUCCACCUUGCAACACUCUGAAUAUAAUCAAUCCAGCAAUGUUGGGGGAUAACGACGUCCCAAUAGAAAAUGCGAGGAAAAGUCCGAAGGAAAUCAUAUACACUGAUCUUCUUCCAUACCGUUCACUAAAUGCCGACCACCAAAGAGGGAAAAUCCCCAAUGAAAGUAAAUACACCCC
This is a messenger RNA of Spathaspora passalidarum NRRL Y-27907, 3078 nucleotides long. RefSeq names its product exocyst subunit (gene EXO84). The record is from RefSeq and is a predicted model, not a curated record. The transcript has a single exon. Bases 96 to 1598 code for a protein of 500 amino acids. Gene Ontology annotation, cellular component: exocyst. Gene Ontology annotation, biological process: intracellular protein localization; Golgi to plasma membrane transport; exocytosis. Lineage: Eukaryota; Fungi; Ascomycota; Pichiomycetes; Serinales; Debaryomycetaceae.